CUCCUCUGCUCUGUUCUGCUCUCUCUCUCCGUCUGGAUCUGUCCGUCUCUGUGCUGGUGUUCAGUGGCAGCGUUUCUUUUCACUGCAGGGGCAGCUUCAUUCUCUCCUCCAGGAUGUCGGGCCUUCUGACCAGCUCUCUUCUGCUCUUCCUCUCCCUGACGCUGUUCCAGAUCCCCACACCAGAGGCAAAGCCUCUCUCUGCCAUGCGUGGAGGAGGUCGCAGCUAUGACAGCCAGGCAGGUGGAGUCCGUCUUCGAAGAGACCUGCGUGAUUCAGUGCCCUACGAGGCCCAGAUGAUGUCUUACCCCACUGCUGACUUCAGGAGUCGGAGCAAUGAUCUGUACUAUCAGCCGGAGGUCUUGAGAGCUCAAGGUCUUGGACAAGCCCUCCAGCGGCUGGUGGAGAACGAUCAGAGGCGAGAACAGGAAGCAGCUUAUCUGGCGUCAAUGCUGCGGCUCUUGAAUGAGGCACAGAAUAACGGACAGGGCAAACCAGAGGAAGAGGAGGAGGAUGAGAGCGAUUUCCAGGGCCCGUACCCGCCGGACUACGAUGAGACCGAGCAGGCCGUGAGCAUGGCGAAGCCCCAGGCUUCAUGGCAGGGCCUUCUGGAUCCUCAGCUUACUCAGGCUCUACUGAACCGCUACAAGCAGGAGAGACUGAUGCAGGCUGGACUCGCUCCAAACACCAACAGGAUUCCAGAGAGAGAGCAGGACAAAGACCAAGAGAUGCUUAGGUAUCUUGUUGAGAAGAUCCUCUCCAGCUUGGCAUCGAGUGGCGGUCAGGGAGCCCCUUCAAACCAGCGUUCUAAACGGGACCUGAGCGCUGUGGCCAACAUGGAGCAAUCUGGAGGACCCGCCCUAAAACGCUCCCGCCGGUCCCUAGACUCCGCCCCUGGUCCCUCCCCCCAAGUCGAGGCGUCGCUGCUGAGGGUGAAACGGCUCGACGGCGACGUGGACGACGACGGGGUCACAGGGCAGAGCAACAGAACGCCACACGUUGGCCUGCAGAGAAUGAAGCGCAUAGACACUGACCUGCCGCCCCCCAAAAAACACAGCCGCAAGCGCAGAGCCCUGACCUACGACCCCGCUCUGAUCGCACAGCACAUCCUGCAGUACCUGCCAGCCUAAAGAGUACAUGAAAGUGAAAGGAAUAAAAUAGAGAAAUUGAGGGAAAUCUAGACAGACAGAGCAAGCGAGAGUUUUAAACGGGACUGCAGCAUUUCACUUGCUUACAGAUACGCCAGCGUUCAUUGUCACCUGCCUAAAUCUAAUCAAGGCCUGCUUGCCGAGGUAUUCUGAUAUGAUGUUACUCUGUUUCAAUGUUAUACUAUAAUAAAUCCCACACACAUAACAGCUUAUGGAAUAUGCUUUUUGUUUUCCUAUUUUCUGGUAACUUUAUACAGUAUGGUAGCCCUUUUCUGCCAAAAAAAUGAAAAAAGUAAUUGUUCAUACUUCACAAUUCUGACCUUUUCCCUCAAAAUUAGUGAUAUGAGUUUACAACUCACAAGUUUAUAUCUUUGAGUUUAUAUCUCAAAAUUCUGCCCUUUUUCUCAUACUUCUGAGUUUACGUUACAAUUCUGAGUAUCUCAAAAUUCUUACGAAUCCGAAUUUUAUGCCAACACGCUGCCUUUUUUCUCAUACUUCUGAAUUUACAUCUCAGAAUUUAUCAUCUCAGAAUUCUUACUUUUUUCUCAGAUUUGAGUUUAUAUCUCAAAAAAUCUGACUUUUUUUCUCAAAAUUCUGAGUUUGUAUCUAAAAAUCCUGACUUUUUUUUCUCACAUUUAUGAGUUUAUAUCUCAAGAUUGUGAGUUUCUAUCUCAAAAUUCUGACUUUUGUCUCAGAUUUCUAAUUUUACAUCUCACAAUUCUGAGUUUAUAUCUCAAAAUUCUAACUUUUUUCUUAAAAUAUUGAGAAAAAAGUCAUAAUUGCAAGAUAUAAACUUCCAAUUCUGACUUUCUUUCUUGCAAAUUUAUAUCUCAUAAUUCUGACUUUUUUCUCUGGUUUCUGAGUUUUCAUCUUGCAAUUCUGGCCUAUUUUCCUCAUAAUUCCCAGAAAAAACUGUAACGUCGAAAGUCUCAGUUACCUUUUUUAUUUUUUAAUUCUAUGGUGGAAACAGGCUGCCAUAAUACAGGCAUUAAAUGACAUUACUGACAGAAAAAAUCAGUUAUUGGCUUGCAUAAGUAGCUCAUUGCUGUUUUUGUCAGAAUAAACAGGAUCAAGGUCACAUUAACCUUUAAUACAGAUUCAUAUAGUUUUAAAUGAAACAACAUAAUAAAUAAGAUCUGUUUGGCUAAUGCUGUUGAUAACUCACUUGGCCCUUAAAAACAAAACCACACCCUGAGCAGGGUCAUGCAAAAGUGCAUUUAGGUGAUGUUUUGUCCUGUGCAUUGAGGAGUGAGUUUUUACUGAAGGCCAUUUGCCUCUGAGCAACCCAGAAUCUGUGAGUUCCUCAACAGAUGAAAAGAGCAUGACUCUGAUUCCACAGAGAUCCAAAUAUAUCAGAGCUUUGCUACAGCUGUCAGUGGGUUUGGAGACACUGCGUUUCACAUAGUGAGCAAAACAGCAGUAACUAUAACAGCUGGUUCGCUCUGUGCUUUCAGUAUUUUUUCCUGUGUUUAACUGAAUGGCAGCUCUAUAUGAAAAACAAAAUGAUUUCUGAGUUGCUAUAUUGAUUUUCUUAAUGUGAUAAUAGCCAUAAAUUGAAUAGGUAUCAGGAGUAGGCCAUUGAUUAUCAAUAAACAAACAUUAUAUAACCAUCAACUGCUGUUCAGAAACUUAGCUACUGUGUGAAACAGGUCUUAUAUGUUAUAUUUACAGUAACUGACUUAUGAAUCAGAUCAGUUGAAUGUUUGACAUAGCUAUACUCCUACACCUACUAUAUACUGUUUUAGAAUUAGAAAUCAAGCUAAAUUUAUAUAUACAGUAUAAGAAACAAAUAUAUAGGAAACAAACGACUGAGAAACAAAAAUGUCUGAAAUCUAUUUAUUGCAUAAGAUAUCCAGUACAGGUUUAAACAGCACAACACAUCAGACCUUGCUUUAUACUGCAGUUAGCAACAAAACAGGAGUCUACAUGUCAAAACUGCUCUAUGUGAGUUUCCUGUCCUCUCUUUCUCUGAUUGGCUGUCUGAAGUGGUGUACCAUCUUCUUAGUGUCAUAUGCAUCCUAUUCAAGCUUGAUGACGUGUUUUUGUCCCUUGACUUGGCUUUGAAACACUGUGUGAUACUAAUCACUGUCCCAACUUCUUGCCCUCUGGGUUUGUAAUCUGACUAUUAAUGAAUUUGUGAAGGAAAUCGUGGCUCUGAGUAUAUAAAUGCUUUUCGAUAUUUGUGCAGUCAUAAAAUCUUGUACAAAAAUACAUAUCUCUGCACUGCAAGUUUUGUCAAACAACAAAAAUCACUGUAAGUGCUAAUAAAGUGUAUGUGAACGACA
Messenger RNA from Labeo rohita (rohu), 3430 nucleotides. It is a transcript of the gene pcsk1nl, whose product is annotated as proprotein convertase subtilisin/kexin type 1 inhibitor, like. Gene Ontology annotation, biological process: negative regulation of endopeptidase activity. Bases 114 to 1127 code for a protein of 337 amino acids. NCBI's taxonomy places the organism in Eukaryota, Metazoa, Chordata, Actinopteri, Cypriniformes, Cyprinidae. The record is from RefSeq and is a predicted model, not a curated record. The transcript is spliced from 3 exons. Gene Ontology annotation, molecular function: endopeptidase inhibitor activity.